This is a messenger RNA of Amblyraja radiata (thorny skate), 2470 nucleotides long. RefSeq names its product cysteinyl leukotriene receptor 1-like. Gene Ontology annotation, molecular function: G protein-coupled receptor activity. Gene Ontology annotation, biological process: G protein-coupled receptor signaling pathway. Bases 262 to 1410 code for a protein of 382 amino acids. The transcript has 2 exons. The record is from RefSeq and is a predicted model, not a curated record. Gene Ontology annotation, cellular component: plasma membrane. Lineage: Eukaryota; Metazoa; Chordata; Chondrichthyes; Rajiformes; Rajidae.
AUUGAGGAAGUUGGUCAGUGGAUAAAGUAAGUGCAUGAGGGUGUACGUGUCUAUGAUUGUAAGAGUAACUUUUUACAUUGUAGUCCAAUCUCCAACUGGCCUGAAGAUAGUCACAAAAAGCUGAAGUAACUCAGCGGGCCAGGCAGCAUCUCUGAACAAAAGGAAUAGGUGACGUUUUGGGUCGCGACCCCUCUUUUCAGAUCCAAUGGGCCUGGAACUUUUUGCCACUGGAACAAGAGCUCAAUCUAGCAGAUACUGAAGAUGUUGACUGACACAACUCCCCAAGCAAGCACGGCCAACACGUCACAUGCCAACAUAACCAAGCCCUGCCCGUCCACCGACCAGUAUAAGUACAUGAUCUACUCUGCAGUCUACAGCCUUGUGUUCGUCAUUGGUCUGUUCUCCAACUUAUUGGCUCUCUUUGUGUUCUGUCGCAUUGCCAAGAGAAGGAAUGCCAGCACUAUUUAUCUCAUGAACCUUGCCAUUGCUGACCUCCUCUUCUGCCUCAGCCUACCUUUGCGUGUGGUGUAUUACCUGAGACAAGGUAACUGGCCGUUCGGAGAUUUUCUGUGCAGGAUCUCUAGCUACGUUUUCUACGUCAGUAUGUACUGCAGUAUUUUCUUCCUGACCGGCCUCAGUGUGUCUCGAUAUCUAUCUCUAGUUCACCACGCAGCGCAUCAAAGGGUGUUCACCUUCCGCCGCUGCAUUAUAACAUGCGUCAGUGUUUGGUUGUUUGUCUUAGUGUCUACAGCUCCGUUCCUUUUGAACGGAAGUCAACCAUUCAACGGCAAAGUCAAAUGUUUCGAGCCGGUGCAUGUGGAUUCCUGGACUCGAAUUGUGCAGUUGAAUUAUUUUGCUCUCAUUGUCGGAUUGCUGCUCCCGCUCACGAUCAUUGUCAUCUGCUACGCGCUGAUGAUAAGACACCUGGUGAGGUUUGACUGCAAAUCCAAACGGGUCAAGAGAGACGUGGCGAUGACCAUACUGGUCCUUGGGGUGUUCUUCAUCUGCUUCCUCCCCUAUCACGUACAGAGGACGGCGCACUUACACUUCCUGAUACAUCACCCUGACAACUGCGACCUGGAAAACAUCCUCCGCAAGACCGUGGUAGCCACACUGUGCCUGGCCGUGGCGAACAGUUGCAUUGAUCCCCUGCUCUAUGUCUUUGUGGGGCAAGGCUUCAGAACCUUCAUUAAAAUGUGGCUGAGGAAGAAAGAGGUUGACCCGGCCUACAACAAUUCCAGUAGCAUGUUUGCCAUCAGCUUGGCAUUCAUACAACAGAGUAGGGAGUUGGAGAUGUCCACAUUAGCACCACUAAACCCUGGUCCAAUCUUGGACAUUGAAGAAGCCCAGAAAGACCAUAGCAGGGCCAAGCAGGAAAACCAAAAUAACCUAUCUUUAGUGAAACAGUGAUGAUCUAACAUCCACCAGUUAGCAUGGUAAAUUGGCAAGUUUACCAGUGGGUUAACUGACAGACUAUCUGACCAUAUCAAUGGAUCAUUUCUGCCCGAUUGUCCAGCAGACAUUUCAAGAAUAUUGGGUUUGAGAAUAUGAACAAAAUAUAAUCGACUUCUUUUCUCGCCUCUCAUCCACCAGUCACUCGUAAAUGCGCAUGACUAUAAACAAUGCAACUUUAAUCAAGAAGCUUUAAAAUCGUUUUUUAAAAUGUGAUUAUAGAAGUAAGUUUUUCCAUACCUCACUUUCCAGCACUUUGUAGAUAUUUGUUGACUUUUUAAAGACAUUCUAGGGGUACAAUCCCCAAGAGACUUUGUUGUAAAGUAUACCGAGUCAACCUCAAGAAGACCUUGGAAAAAAGGUCACCUCAAACUCACAUGUGACCUCUGACCCGGAAGUGAGAGUUCCACCAUUGCACAAUGAAUGUAGAUGUCCUGAGGAGGUUCACAACCCAAAAUCAUGUGGAUCAACUUGCUUGUAAGAUGACAUAAAAGUUAAAAUGCUCAAACCAGAAAAUCAGGAGAAAAAGAACAUUAAUGUGGUAAGCUCCACAUACAGCAAUUCCUGAUUAAAAGCUGAUUGUUAAAAUCUGUUACUAUGGCAAGACUUCCCUUUAGAGCUCAAUUUAUGGAAGUGCGUCAGAUUGCAGUCAACUGUUACCAAAUUAAGAGAACUCAGACCCAAACUCAACGGGUCAGACAGCAUCUCUGGAAGAAAGGAAUAGGUGACGUUUCAGGUCGUGACCAUUCUUUGUCUUAACAUCUAGAUUAACAUCUCUUUAAAUGCAAGAGUUGACUGUGCCCUUACUCAUUGUAUACUGGGCAAGACAUUCUCUCUCAAGGAUAAUAAUUCGGAAUAAUAAGAAUAAAGUGGUCGGAAACAAGAAUGAGCCAGAUAGGAAACAGAGUAGCGAUUAACGGGUCCCUUUCAGAAUGGCAGGCAGUGACUAGUGGGGUACCGCAAAGCACGGUGCUGGGCCCGCAGCUAUUUACAAUAUAUAUUAAUGAUUUAGAUUAAG